AUGUCAGAUGUCCCAGCUCGAGAAAAUACGACGGCAUACAAGGCUAUAGAUCUAGACCCUCAUUUUACGAGAGUCGUUAGAUAUUUUCGACCGUCAGACUAUGUCGCAUGGGGAGCCGUAACCGCUAGUGGGCCUGCAUUUGUAUUAGGAUUUGAACGCAUAAACCCAACGUAUACCGGUCCAGCCGGGGUAGCAUCGAUGCUGAGAUAUGCUACGCUUCUCGGAGCUUGUGCUGGAUUUAUGUUUGCAUAUCAACGCAGCUCAUUACGAUUUUGGGGCUGGACAGAAAAUCAAAGAGAAUACGAGAAAGAUUUAAGAGAAAUGCGCCAGAGAGUGAGGGAGGGAAAGCCGUUGUACGGAGCUCCAUCGCAACCCGAAUAUGCUCAACAGGCCUCAAGUUGGCAUUCCAAGUUUGCGGCACUGAAAUUUGCUGCAUAUCCAUGGUUCAACUUUGCCAACCAUAAUCAGCAUGGAGUGGACACCAGUCGUUAUUACGAGGAUACAGAUUCAUCAAAAUAG
Molecule: messenger RNA, 519 nt
Organism: Paraglomus occultum
Lineage: Eukaryota; Fungi; Glomeromycota; Glomeromycetes; Paraglomerales; Paraglomeraceae
Source: the annotation of a GenBank genome assembly